Molecule: messenger RNA, 595 nt
Organism: Spizellomyces punctatus DAOM BR117
Lineage: Eukaryota; Fungi; Chytridiomycota; Chytridiomycetes; Spizellomycetales; Spizellomycetaceae
Exons: 5
Coding region: 54-500 (148 amino acids)
Source: RefSeq, a predicted model, not a curated record
CCCACCCCAAGGCACUCUUUGUUCAUCGGCUCACCAACUCAACAUCACUCGAUAUGGACUCUGCUACUCGUGUUCAAGAAUCCCGGGUUUUUCCCCACCCCAUCAAUGUUGUGUGGAACCAUGUACGUCCCGCCGACUUCAAGUUCUGGACAAGUGCAGUCAAGGAGACGCAAGUCGAAGGUGGCCUACCCGGUGAAGUUGGCUCUCAGCGCAAGGUUACCUUCAAAGAUGGAACUGUUCAGCGUUACCAGAUUGUUGAGUUGUCAGACCUGGCGUACUUUAUAACAUAUGAAAUGAUUGAAAGCAACCCUCCCAUUAAAUCGUCGGCUGCUCUUCACACGAUCAAAUUGAGAAAGAUCACCCAUGAUAAUAGUACACUUGUGGAAUGGGAGUCAGACUAUUCCAGUAGCGGCAACGAGACUGCCAGCGUUGUUGAAGAUUCGCGCCUCAAGAAGAAGGAAGCCCUUCAGGAUCUUGCGAAAGCACUUGGCAGCAAAUGAUCAAGGGUUACGGAUUAUCUACCAUGUUGCUUUUGUUGCUAGUAUGAGGCUUCUUCAGUUAAAUUGGCCAAUAAACUACAACCUUGCACAAUCAA